Messenger RNA from Rotaria sordida, 837 nucleotides. NCBI's taxonomy places the organism in Eukaryota, Metazoa, Rotifera, Eurotatoria, Philodinida, Philodinidae. The record is from the annotation of a GenBank genome assembly.
AUGAAUAGUAUCUUUAACGAAAAGAAACCUAUUUUAUUGAAUGGAUCUUCGAACAAAUCAAUAAAGGAUUUAUAUUCUCCAGCAACAUCAUUCAAUAGUUCAAAACCAUUUCCAAUUAUUAUGGUUGAUCAAGAUACACGAUAUCGUCUUGUUUUACUUGGAGCUAGUCGUACAGGAAAAUCAUCUAUUAUUAAUAUGUUUUUAAAUGGAAAAUUUUUGGAUACUUAUAAAGAAACUGUUGAAGAUUUGCAUUAUCGAGAAUUUACUAUUGAUGAUAAAACAAUUAAAGUUGAUAUAUUAGAUACUGCUGGUAAUAUGGAAUUUCCUGCAAUGCGUCGUUUAUCAAUUGCUACAUCACAUGCAUUUAUUCUUGUUUAUAGUGUUGAUAGUAUGCCAGCAUUCGAUGAAGUUCGUUGUAUCAUUAAACAAAUAAAAGAACAACGAACAAAUUAUGCUGAAAUUCCAAUUGUUAUUGUUGGAAAUAAAACUGAUCGUACAGGUAUACGUGAAGUUGAAGAACAUCAUGUACGAACAAUGCUUAAUGAACUUGGUCCAUUACAUUGUCGUUUUGUUGAAUGUACAGCACUUGAUCGUGCAUCAAUAAUUGAUAUAUUUCUUAAAUUACUUAGUCUUGUACAAUUAUCUGCAGCAAGACAAUUAAGUCCAAUAUUAAGACGAAAAGUUAGUGAACGUCUUAAGAAAAAAGAAUUUGAUGAUAAAACAGAAAACAGUUGUAAUCGUAGUCGAAGUCUUAUACGAAGAACAUCUAUGAAAAAAAGAGGACCAUCAUCCAAUGAUAAACAUUCAUCUAAAACACCUGAUUGCUUAAUGUCUUAA